GUCUUAACGAUAAAGAAUGUGCUUAGUGAUAACAGCUUGCGCUGGACGCAAUAUCACUUUCCUUCUUUCUCUUUGUCUUCCUCUUCUUCUAUAUAAGUAUGGUUCUUCAUUAUCAUGCCUGGAAGGAACGAUUCAAACCUGCCGCAUUUGUUGUUUUUCCAGGUGUAAGCCGGCAAUGGAGAAAUCUUUCGUGAUGUGUCGCUCCUCUCGUAGCGCUACUCUAUGGGCAAAUAAUAUUACGAUAAAGUACGAAAACACUCUGGCGAGAAGCGCAGAGAUUGCUAGAGAAAUCUCAAAAAAAGAAACACGCAAUUUACUGGAUAAUAGCAAUAUUGUAAGAUACGACGAAAAAGCGGAUUCAAAUGCCUUAAAGUAUCAAUCAAUAGCCCUACAAUCAACAAGUGAAUCUGUAAAAAAGGGCUACACUUGUGAUAGCUGUCAACGCGUCUUCACACGAAAGCAUCAUCUCAUACGUCAUGUGAUGGUUUGUAAUACAACCAACACAGAAGAUUUAUCAGGAAUUAAAAUGACAGAAGAUAAAAGGAAGACAGAUUAUAAUUUGAUAAAUCGAAACAAUUUCAAUCAUCUGAUGGAAGACAUCAAGAGUCGAAAUAAUGAUGAAGAUCAAUAUCGCGUUUCAUCAACAAAAUCUCCGAAAAAACGAUCCGAAACUUAUUCCUGCGAGUAUUGUGAACACACUGUGAAAAAAAGGAAGCUAUUAAACGCCCAUAUAAGAGAGGUACAUCCUGAAUUCAUAAAAAAGAACCGAAAAUCAUUUGUCGCCACAGAGACGGUAUUGCGCGCCAGAAUGGAGCACAACGGUAAAAUGUAUUACCAUUGCAGCGAAUGUGGAAAGAAUCUGAAUUCGCCAUAUACCUUCUACUGGCACCUACGCAUUCACACGGGCGAGCGAUUGUUUACUUGCCACUUAUGCGGCAAACGGUUCCGCGUAAAUCAGGGUCUGGCCCGACAUCUGAAAGAGACCCACGCCGGCAUCAAGAAAGUACCAUGCGAUCUGUGCGGCCGUAUGUUCUCGACGCGGCGCAAUGUCGAGGAUCACAGACGCAUUCAUACCGGCGAGCGGCCAUAUGUUUGCAACGUAUGCGGUAAAACAUUCAAGCAGAAGGCCUCCCUGUUCGUGCACAAUCGUACACACUCGGACGUGUUCCCGUUCAAGUGCAGCUAUUGCGGGCAAACCUUUCGCACGCGACCGCCGCUGAUGGUUCAUAUUACCAAACAUACCGGCGAAAAGCCGCACGCCUGUGAUGUGUGCGGCCGUUGCUUCCGUAUCAAGUACGAAUUGAAGCGACAUCGUCUGAUCCAUUCUGACGAGAAACCUUGGCGUUGUACCGAUUGCAGUCUCUCAUUCCGACAGAAACGUUACUUAGUUAAUCAUAAGAGACUCAAUCAUGAACCGCCACGCUGCUCGGCCACCGCGAAGUAACAGGCUGACUCUCUUUUCAGAUGGAC
This is a messenger RNA of Formica exsecta, 1470 nucleotides long. RefSeq names its product zinc finger protein OZF-like. The record is from RefSeq and is a predicted model, not a curated record. Gene Ontology annotation, molecular function: RNA polymerase II cis-regulatory region sequence-specific DNA binding; DNA-binding transcription factor activity. Lineage: Eukaryota; Metazoa; Arthropoda; Insecta; Hymenoptera; Formicidae. Gene Ontology annotation, biological process: regulation of transcription by RNA polymerase II.